Cannabis sativa is the source of this 1078-nucleotide messenger RNA. RefSeq lists its product as uncharacterized. The coding region runs from base 152 to 937 and encodes 261 amino acids. The transcript is spliced from 7 exons. The record is from RefSeq and is a predicted model, not a curated record. Lineage: Eukaryota; Viridiplantae; Streptophyta; Magnoliopsida; Rosales; Cannabaceae. Gene Ontology annotation, biological process: rRNA base methylation. Gene Ontology annotation, molecular function: rRNA (pseudouridine) methyltransferase activity; rRNA binding. Gene Ontology annotation, cellular component: nucleolus; small-subunit processome.
UAUAUAUAUAUAAAAAAGGAAAAAUAGGUAUAGUAAUCUAGGGUUUCUUUUAUAUCAUUUAAAAUAUCAUCUAUAGAUCUUUCUCUUCUCCAAUAUUUUGUAUCUGUAAUCGAUUAAAAUUUAAACAGAGAAUCAAAUCAAAAAUUAGAAUAUGGUACGAACUUAUUAUGCUAUGAAGGGUUAUAAGAUGAAGAAAUCUCAUGAUGAUGAGAAAGAAGAAGAAGAAGAAGAAGAAGUUGACUAUGAUGGAAUUCCAAUUAGUAAUCCUCAUCAUCAAUUACAAACAACAACAACCCUCAAAUCAUCACAACCUGGUGUUAUAUUUGUUCUUGAAAAAGCUUCUUUGGAAGUUGCCAAAGUUGGAAAGAGCUACCAGCUUUUAACCUCAGAUCACAAAGAUUUCUUAAACAAACAUAAAAAAAGUGAAAGUGAUUAUCGACCUGAUAUUGUCCAUCAGGCUCUUUUGGCCAUAUUAGAUAGUACACUUAACAAAGCAGGAAGAGUAAAAGGAUUAUACAUAAGAACUGAGAAAAGGGUUCUAAUUCAACUCAAACCUCAAACUCAUUUGCCAAGAACAUCCAAACGUUUUUAUGGUCUCAUUUCGCAAUUGCUACAAAAGCUAAGUAUAAAGGAUGAAAAAACUCACACGAAACUUUUGCGAGUAAUCAAAAAUCCUGUAACUCAGUAUUUGCCUGUUAAUUCUCAUAGAAUUGGAUUCUCUUCUAGCUCAAACAAGUUGAUAAAAAUGAAUGAUUAUGUCCAUAACUUUGAAAGUGAUAGAGACAUAGUUUUUGUGGUUGGUGUAAUGGCUCAUGGGAAAAUUGAACCAGAUUACCAUAUUGAUGAUUUUGUAUCUGUUUCUAAUUACUCGUUGAGCGCUGCACGCUGUACAAAUAUGAUUUGCCAGUCGCUAGAGGAAAAAUGGAACAUAAUUUGAAGUGAAUUUUCAAGUUUUUAUCAACGAAAAAAUGAAAAAUUUGUGUGCGUGUUUUGUUUCAUAUUACUCAUAUGUGAGCGAUAUGUAGAGUACUUUAUAAUUCAUAUAAUAAUUUUAAUUGGAUAAAAGUUAUGUUUUGUA